AGUUGGACAAUAUUUAUAACCUUAGUAAUUAGUUCUUAUAAAUGAAAAGUAUCAAAAAUCAACCUGUUUGACAGCUAACAAGCAUUCUAACUUGACAUUUAACUCUACAACCUUCACCGGUCUUCCUAAUAUUUGACACUUGAAUUACCAUUAGUGAAAUCGAUGAAGACCAUCACUUAACAUUUUAUUUCCUACCACAUCCACAAUAAGUUUGAAUACGAUACAGCACAAUAAAAACUUUCAUCACUUGAAUGGUUUGCUAUAAAAAAUCAAAUAUAUAAAUAAAGUUCCGUUUUUACAGUUAAAUAAUCUAUGAUGUUCACAAAUGGUACAAUUAAACCAGCCAAAUCAUUUCCCCAAUCCGGUGUUGGAAUCAAAUCGGAAACAAAACAACACCAACGUUAACUUACAAGUUAGCCAUUAACACCACUGCCCCGGCUGUAGACGGCAUACGACUUUACGGCAUACGACCAACCAUCGAUCGCUAUCGUUAUCGCUAUCUCCUCACGGACACGAAGGACUUCAGCUUCUCCCUCCCAACAGCGAGUGAGAGAGCGCGCGCGCGGCAACUGCAGCCACUGUCAAGAUUCAGCCAAUCAAUAACAAACUAAUUACUGUUUUAAUUAACAUGUUCUCAUUGUUAAAUCAGUAAUAAAAUUACAGAUUUUACGACUCCAUCGUUUAAAAUACUACGUGCCCGUUGUGUCCUGGGCCCGUUGUGUUCAUCCGGUCGCCCGCCACCCAACAAUUGCGAAAGUCAGUUUUCUGCUAAUCCACUAUAACAAGCUGCCCGAAUGGCAAGGGAGCAAAAAAAAAUAAGGGAUGAGUAUAUAGUGGUGUAUAUAGAAAAACCAUCUAACAAAACGCCCUCUUCCGCUAGAGCACGCCUACUUUCUUACCCGAGCUCAAUGGCGGUGCUGUAUAAUGGAGGCGCCAUGUAUACCGUUGUAAAAAGGGAGAACCGAAAGCAAAGCAGGCGAUAACUAACUCAACAAAAGAACAAAGAAACGAACGAGAGAGAGCGAGAGCGCGCGCGCGAGAGGGUUCGGCUUCGUACACGCGCUCGCUCUAAAACCCGAAUGGUUGGCUCAAUAGCCGAAGUUGUCGUUUUUCAACCCCACAAAACACACGCACGAACAAAAGCCAUCAUCAGGGCCGUCAUCAUCUCGUCGCGGCGUGGGCUCAUUUGCAGUUCACAUUUCAUGUUAGGAUUCCAAUCGCGCUCGUACUCGACCGACGCGAAGAAGUAGUGUUUUGCUCUGUGCUGGUGUUUGCGUAUCCACGUUUCAAUCGGGCAGCAUUCGUUGCGUUAACGGUGUCGCGUUGUUUUGCGUGCGAAUACUUUGCGCGGAGAAUUGUUUGUUUGUUUUUUUUCUGUUGUUCUUUGGGUAGUUGAAUUCUACACGCAAAAUCUGUAACCGUACGCUACUAUUAGUGCGUAUGUGCGCUUGGUCGCCGUGAGAUGAGAUGCUAUUCACCGAUGUCCGUGUCGGUGAACAGACAGACACCACACACGGGCGGGCAAAAUUAAGAGUCCUUGCAGUGCGUGUGGAUCUGAUGAUGAUAACAUUCGCAUGAUGUGUGUGCGUCCAUGCGUGUGGUGGGUUUUGUGCUUUUAGUGUAACUGUUAACCAAGUGUUUGGAUUCGGGCGGGCGCGCGCGUGUGUAUGUGUGUGUAGUGAAGUGAAGGUGUGAUAAUUUCCACUAGAAUCCAUAUAGUAUAAUGUAUUGGCCAUCCGCCAGUAGUAGUCUGGACGCGCACUGGCGUACUACGUCAUUGGGCGCCAACAAACGGCAAUCACAUAUUUCCAACAAAUCACCCAUCCAUCCAGCAAUGCUAGAUGAUUCUAUCCAGUAAAUGAAAAAAUAAGCUCUCCAGUGCUCGAGGCAUCGAAACAACAACAAAAAAGAAGUCCGAAAGGCAAACAAUGUGUAGCGCAAUAUAGUAGUCGAGUUCCGUCAGCAACAUAAUAAGCUUCGGCAGUGUUUGGUGCGGUAGUGGUACGCGAUUGGAUCGUGUCCUUCGGUGGUUUUUUUUCUAGGAGAAUAGUUAGAAGAAGAAAAAAACACACAUACCCACACAGCCACACAAUAACUAGGGAAGACGGCGUUUUACUUCCUGCUGCUGUUUGGCCGUUUGAGCGAAACUCGCAUUCGCCGCAACGAGACGCUCAUCGCACAUCGGAAGCAGCGGUCCCGCCGUGGGAAGAAUGAAUCUGGAGCCGUUGCCCCGUACCGAAACGAUACACGUCACCGCACCGGCCGCAGCGGCGGCAGCAGCAGCAGCGGCCGCGGCCUUACAUCGUCCGGUUCAGACCAUGCCGCAACGGUCACCGUUCGCGAUCCAGGAGCUGCUCGGGCUGAGCAGCAGUGGCGAGUCGACGCGGCCGAGCGGCGUCGUGUCGGCGGUCACACCGUCACUGUAUCCGACCGCCGUCGGGCAGGCAUCGUUUGCGGCUGCGGCCGCCGCCGCCGGAUGUGCCGAUCCGCACCAGAUGCAGAUGGCUGCCGCGUCGCGGAUGGCGUACUUUAACGCCCAUGCGGCCGUCGCGGCCGCCUUUCUGCCGCACAACAUUGCCAGUGCGGCUGCCGGCGGUGGAUCGCUGCAGCUACAUUCGGCACAGUCCGCCAACAAUUUUACACACUUAAAGUCAACCUUCGGUGGUGGCGGUGGCGCUUGCUUGCCGGGAGGCGGUGUAGAUUCCAGUAAAGACUUUACCAUCGACGGUCUAAAUAGUUAUGGAAAGAAGAAAAAGAAAAAGCGAAGGCAUAGUCGAACCAUAUUUACUAGCUACCAGCUGGACGAACUCGAAAAGGCCUUCAAAGAAGCGCACUAUCCGGAUGUGUACGCCCGUGAAAUGCUUUCACUAAAAACGGAUCUCCCAGAGGACAGGAUACAAGUGUGGUUUCAGAACCGGCGAGCCAAAUGGCGCAAGACUGAAAAGUGCUGGGGCCGCAGCACGAUCAUGGCCGAGUACGGGCUGUACGGGGCGAUGGUGCGCCAUUCGCUCCCACUACCGGAAACGAUCCUCAAGUCGGCGAAAGAGAACGAAACCGUCGCGCCCUGGCUGCUAGGUAUGCAUCGGCCGUCGGCCGCGUUACCAACGGCGGACGAGACGCACGAACCGGGCGGUACCAACAGCAUGCUCGACUACUAUCGCAACUACACCAGCCCUACUGACAUUAACUUGUCCGUAUCCGUUUCGUCUUCAGGCAUGCACAAGAAGUCGCUCGAGGCGGCCGAAACGCUCAAAAACUCCGAAGAUAACAGUGACCGUGAAGAGACACGGACGGAGUCGAGCGAAACGAGCGGCGGCUCGGGGGCCGCCCUCCACUGCACCCUCGGCUCCUCGCCCCUCAAAUCGCCGACGAUCGCGUCCGAAGGUUCCGGGUGCAGCGGUGGUACCGGCAACAGCAGAGGUGACUGUGGUGGUGGCGGCGGCGGUGGUGGUGGAGGAAUCGGGGGCGAGGGUGUUGGUGGAGGGGGAAAUGUAUCGUCGCUGAACGGGAAGCACGCGAGCUCGGGGGCACGAUCGGCAAUGGCGAAGAUGUCACGGUUCGGGCUUGGAUCAUCACCGCCACCACCGCCGAUCGGUGGUCGACCACAUUCACCCUCCGUUACACCGCCGGCCUCGGUACAUCCGCAUCAUCCACCACCUGCACACCCGUCCUCGAUGGCCGCCCACCCGCUAGCACAUCCGGUAGCGACCGGUCACUCUACGGUACAACCGACGACGGCCGCCAGUACCGGCAGUGCGAUCAAGCUGCAACCCCGAUCACCACCCUUAGGGACAUCACUGGCCGGUGGCGGUGGUGGUGGUACGCCCGGUACUACCGGCGCCGCCGACCAUCUGUCACCCGUGGGCCAUGGGCAUGGACCGCACCAUGCGGGAGGGAUUCCACCCGGCCUUCCGGACGGUGGGGGCGUUGGCGGUGGAACGGCGGACUUCCUGCACGCUGCCACCAACAACAACUAUCACCCCGAAAACGACCACGAAGCGUUUAGGUGGGUUGACUACAAGGAUCCAGUCGCGUUCAUACGGAACAACUCAAUUGCUUGCCUAAGAGCGAAAGCUCAAGAGCACCAGGCCCGGUUGCUUAACAGUGGUCUCCUGCUACAGGUACGCUCACUCGCCGGUCUCCAAACGCAUCCGGCCUUCGACGGUAGUUCCGUGCCGUCCUUAGCCUCCCCGUACGAUGGCUCCUGUUCGGUGGCCGCUCAUGCCGCACUACACGCCCAGCAGCAACGUACACCGCCUCCAUUACCACCCCAAUCCUCACUAGACGGGACGCUAUCGUCCGCCACACUGCUCGAGAUCGAUCGACAGCGGGCGGAAGCAAACAGCAGCAAUGGAUCGGCGAUCUCGGUGAAGGGUGCCAGCAGUAGUCCGAACGUCAGCACUUUUUGACAGCAUUUAUAAGCUGAUCACGUCACCCAUUUCCAUCGUACCAUGGGGUUCCUAGUUGGACCGGUGGGACAUCAACAGACAUCACCAUACUCGUACUAAUACAACGCUCCUUCGCAACGGCUCAUCAGAUUUUGUGUAAAAUCAUUAAUAAAAAAAACACAACAACAACAAGUACAACGAAUCGAAACGAAUCGAUCAUUAUUUAGGAUGUAUUAAAAAUUUGAAACCAAAGAGGGGCAAUCGAACCAUGCGCCGGGAUGUUGAAAAAAAUGGAACUGCCUAGAGUAGUAGUAUAUUCGAUGCGGCACUGAAUACUUCCUCUUCGCGGAGAUGUUGCAGUCUGACAAUUGCUCGAGGAACGAUCGAACGAUCGUGUUGCUAAAUUAUUGUUUUUUUAAUUACUUUUUUUUGUUCGUUCAUAUCGGAGACGUUUGCAUAAUCUGGAAUAAAGAUGGAUGGAUGAAUGCAACAGACAACAAAAGAAAAACGGGAUACACUAUUGUACAUAUACAGCUAUACAUUGCGUUUACACAACUGUAAAACACGUAUAUUUUUCUUCCUCUUUUACGUGCAAUUCAUCUGAAAUGAGCCUAAAAUCUUAAAUAAAUAAAAGGAUCGCAAAGCAUCGCCGGCGCACCUUGCCGUGCACAAAUGAAGUAAAGAAAAGGAGAAGAAACAUAUAUAUAUAUAUAGAUAUACAUAUAUCGUAGGUGAUACAGUAAAUACGUAACUAUGCGUGUCUGAAGAGAGAAAAUUUGGCUAGAAUAUAUAAAGUUAAGCAAAAGGAACAUACACACACAAACAAUACGGAUGGUUUUAUUUGGGUUUUGUCAAUAAUUACCAUCAUUCUUAACGUGAUCGUAAUAUCCAGAUUGCUUGUACAUAGAGUAUGAGACAGUGACUAAUUUAUUUCCUCUCAAGAAAGCAAACCGUGGACAAAGAACUUUGAAGUUAUUAAAUCGACAGGGGAUGGACACAAACGGAUCGAAGUGAAGAAGCUGUUCAAACGGCCAUACAUUAGAUAAGCACAAUCAAACCAUUCAGUAACAGAACGAAACAAACAAUCAAAUUGCAGCACAGUGUGGCAAAAAGGUUAACGAAGGAACACACCCAACAACUUGUAAUAGAUAGGAAUUCACAAUGAGUGAAUGUAUUUUCUUAAUUUCUAAACUCCGCGUACUUGUGUAAUUCUGCCAUUGGGUCACACAACUUCAGCAAGCAUGUAAGCACGCGUGCUCGUUUUAAAUAUCAGUAAAAAGUAAACUCAUUUGUUCCUGACACCAAAUUGCAAAAUCACACAAAAAACAGCACAACUCAUUCUUCAUGCGUUUAAAAGGUGGUGUAUCUUCGAAGACACGCAUUCUCUACUGCCUGCCAAACACAAAUGGGGGUGGGGGAGAAAAAAGAAGUGUGUAUAGUGUGGGUGUAGCAAAGUUACUUGAAAGCGCACUAAAACGAAACGAAAAUACGAGUAAAAAGCAAGCAAAUAAACAAAUGUAUCAUGUGAACAUUUAAAAA
Anopheles funestus (African malaria mosquito) is the source of this 5927-nucleotide messenger RNA. Its product is annotated as homeobox protein unc-4 homolog. Gene Ontology annotation, biological process: regulation of transcription by RNA polymerase II. The transcript is spliced from 6 exons. NCBI's taxonomy places the organism in Eukaryota, Metazoa, Arthropoda, Insecta, Diptera, Culicidae. The record is from RefSeq and is a predicted model, not a curated record. Gene Ontology annotation, molecular function: DNA-binding transcription factor activity, RNA polymerase II-specific; sequence-specific double-stranded DNA binding. The coding region runs from base 2211 to 4409 and encodes 732 amino acids. Gene Ontology annotation, cellular component: nucleus.